AUGUCGGGAAAGAACGAGCAAGGCAAGAUGGAUGUGACGCAGAAGAAUGUUUUCAACGCGCCCCUCCAUCAACACUCUACGCCUAGCAAAACCAUCGUCACUGGUUACAGCUCCGGCAUGUGCUCCAGCGAGAUGCCGCUCGCACUUAAUCUCACAUCCUCAUUCCUCGACUGGUCACAACAACAAGGCACCGACCUCCGCAAGUCCGGUAUCAAGGAGGGCUCGCGCCUGUGCGGCUAUGUCAACACCUGGAAAGCGGCGGUCGAUGCAGGCAUCGAUGAUGUUCCCAAGGUGAAGCUCGAGGCUACCCAUCACCACGCCCUGGACAUCAUUGGUAUGGACACAUUGAAGAAGUAUGCUGCGGAGCAAGACAACAGGAGACCGGAGAGCCGAGUUGUCUAUCCGAAGGAUAACAAGCAGGGUAUCGCCAGGGAGAGCGACCAGAUCGGUGGGAAGGAGCCUAGGGCGUAAAGGUGUCAGCAAUUGCGCACGAAAGAUGCACGUAGCCGAGAUAUUAUUCACGCACUGCGUAGAACCAUGGAAUUCCAAGUCUUAUUGCGGAC
This is a messenger RNA of Didymella exigua CBS 183.55, 563 nucleotides long. RefSeq lists its product as uncharacterized. The coding region runs from base 1 to 471 and encodes 156 amino acids. Lineage: Eukaryota; Fungi; Ascomycota; Dothideomycetes; Pleosporales; Didymellaceae. The record is from RefSeq and is a predicted model, not a curated record. The transcript is spliced from 2 exons.